Thlaspi arvense is the source of this 1482-nucleotide messenger RNA. The record is from the annotation of a GenBank genome assembly. Lineage: Eukaryota; Viridiplantae; Streptophyta; Magnoliopsida; Brassicales; Brassicaceae.
AUGAUUGAGUUAAGAAGAAAUACGAAUACGACAAUUGUAAACGGACUCGUGUUGAUGAUCAGGAAAUUAGCUGAGCUUGGGCAUCAUCGAAGUGCUAAGAAGUGCAAAGAGAAGUUCGAAAACAUCUACAAGUAUCACAAGAGAACCAAAGAAUGCCGGUCCAGUCGGCAAAAUGGCAAAAACUACCGGUUUUUCGAUCAAUUAGAACUUUUUGACAAUCAAUCUGCCUUGCUUCCAUCGCCUUCCCAAAACAAGAGUAUGAAAUCAUUUCUGAGGGAUGAACAACCUCUGACGGGUACAACUAUGGCAAUGGGAAUGCCGAAUACAGUUUUAACAAUGACUGGAGAGGCCACCACCACCAUAAAGCCCUCCAGUGUUACACACUUCAUGAAUCCGCCCAGUGCAGAGUUUAUCAUGUCUACCUCUACAUCCACCACAUCCUCCUCAGGAAAGCAGUCUGAGUGCAGUGGGAAGAAGAAGAGGAAAUUGAUGGAUUACUUUGAGAGACUAAUGAAGGAAGUUCUGGAGAAACAGGAGAAUUUGCAAAGCAAGUUCAUAGAGGCGUUGGAAAAGUGUGAAAAGGAUCGAGCAGCGAGAGAAGAGGCUUGGAAGAUGCAAGAACUGGCUAGAAUUAAGAGGGAGCAAGAGAUGUUGGCUCAAGAACGAGCACUUGCUGCUGCCAAAGAUGCAGCCGUGAUUGCCUUUUUGCAGAAGAUCUCUGAGCAAUCUGGCCCUGUUAAAUUUCCUACUUUCCCAACUCCAAUUCCAAAUCUAGCUCCGGCUCCGUCUCCAGCCCCAGCCCCAGCCCUGACCCCUGCCCCGACCCCAACCCCGACCCUGACCCCAACUUCGACGCCGACUCCAACUGCAACUCCAAUUCCGACUAUAUCAGAGAGAGUAACCAACAAAUUGGAAGAUAUUAAUGUUAAUAAUAUUUCUGAUAAUUCUAUUCAGCCAAGCUCUUCACGGUGGCCCAAAGCGGAAGUUGAAGCUUUGAUUAGGCUGAGGACUAAUCUUGACUUGCAGUAUCAAGAUAAUGGACCCAAGGGGCCUCUAUGGGAAGAAAUUUCCUCAUCAAUGAAGAAGAUUGGGUACGGCAGGAGUGCCAAGAGGUGUAAAGAGAAAUGGGAAAACAUUAAUAAGUACUUCAAGAGGGUGAGAGAGAGCAACAAGAAAAGGCCAGAGGACUCAAAGACCUGUCCUUACUUCCAAAUGUUGGAGUCCCUGUAUGAGAAGAAGUCUAAGAAAUUAGUAACUGAUAAUUCAGGCAAUUCUACUUUAGGCUGUAACUUAAAGCCCGAGGACAUUUUGUUGCAAAUGCAGCAACAACAGCCACCAUCGCAGCAGAAAUCAGAAACCGAAGGCGGUGAAAGUGAAAACGUUGACCCAAAUCAAGAAGACGAGGGGGAUGAGGAGGAUGACAGUGGAGAUGAUUAUCACAUUGUUGCAAAUAAUCCUUCCUCGGUUACUAGCAUGGAGUGA